Messenger RNA from Oncorhynchus kisutch (coho salmon), 1926 nucleotides. RefSeq names its product beta-1,3-galactosyl-O-glycosyl-glycoprotein beta-1,6-N-acetylglucosaminyltransferase 3-like. Gene Ontology annotation, molecular function: acetylglucosaminyltransferase activity. The coding region runs from base 580 to 1899 and encodes 439 amino acids. NCBI's taxonomy places the organism in Eukaryota, Metazoa, Chordata, Actinopteri, Salmoniformes, Salmonidae. The transcript has a single exon. The record is from RefSeq and is a predicted model, not a curated record. Gene Ontology annotation, cellular component: membrane.
CCAACAAUACUGGUUGCGUGGGGUAAAUUGUUUAGAAUUGUGUACUUUGGAGCAUCAUGCCAUUCAUUGGAACUGCUGAAAAUGUUGGUACCUUUUAAUUUAAAGUAUAAAGCCAUGCCUACUAAAGUGAAUGAUUACCUACUAAUUUUAAUGUGAAGUGUGUGUGUGUGUGUGUGACAUUAAUCAUUUAACAGCAGUUCUCCCAGGCUAUGGUCUGCACAAAUACUAAUAAUACAUACAGUACCAGUCAAAAGUGUUGUAUGUAUCCAACAAUAUUGAUUGCGUGGGCUAAGUGGGUUAGAAUUGUGUAAUUCAGAGCAUCAUGCCAAACUUGGAAAUGCUGAAAAGUGUGAUAUUGUAGGUUAGUAAUUCAUUUUCAACCACAUUUGUUCCAAGUUUAGUACCUUUUAAUUUCAAGCGUUUGUAGGCAGUAUAAAGCCAUGCCUACUAAAGUUAAUGAUUACUUACUCACUUUAAACUGAGUUGAGUUUGUGUGUCAUUCAUUAUUUUACAGAAGUGCUCCCAGACUAUGGUCUGCACAAAUACUAAUAAUACAUUCUUUAGAUAAAUCAUUUUGUUAUGGGUCAUCUUAGGCCAUCAUUAUCACAUAUAUGCUUCUUCAGAAACCUCUUUCUCAUCCUAAUGUCUGCUUUAAUCUCACUUCUCCUCUGGAACACUCUGAGACGCCCAACCUGUUCUGAGAGAAGCCCGCUCCCAGCACCUGACCUCCUGCCACAAGACUACGCAGAUGACCUGCCUGCCUGCUCAGCCAUCAUCAGAGGAGACCUGAAGGGCAUCGACAAGGAGCAGCUCAGAAGACUUCUGAAAACAAAGAAUAAGCCCAAGCUUCUGUCUGAGGCGUUCUACCACGACGUGACCCGAAACUGUAAAACGUACAUUACAGGCAGAGGGUUCGUCAUGAUGCCCCUGAGUGUGGAGGAGAGAGACUUCCCCAUCGCCUACUCCAUGGUGGUCCAUGAGAAGAUUGAGAUGUUUGAGCGACUCCUGCGUGCCGUGUACACACCUCAGAAUGUAUAUUGCGUGCAUGUGGACCAGAAAUCCUCAGAAGAAUUCAGGACUGCAGUAAAGGCUAUUGUGACUUGUUUUACCAAUGUGUUUGUGGCAAGUAAGACAGAGAGUGUGGUUUACGCAUCGUGGUCUCGAGUGCAGGCAGAUCUAAACUGUAUGAAGGACCUGUUGAAGUCACCUGUCCAGUGGAGGUACCUACUCAAUACCUGUGGAACAGAUUUCCCCAUUAAAACCAACGCAGAGAUGGUUCAGUCACUCAAACUGCUCAACGGGAGGAACAGCAUGGAGUCUGAGACCACCGCCGACUAUAAGAAACACCGGUGGCAGUAUCAGCACAAUAUAACCAAUAACAUAGUAGUCAGAACAGACGUUACGAAGAGCCCUCCUCCAAUCAGCACCCCCAUGUUUUCCGGAAAUGCCUAUUUCGUGGUCUCCAGGGACUUUGUCCAUCACGUGUUUGACAGCCAGGAGGUUCGGGCCCUGCUGGAGUGGGAGAGGGACACCUACAGUCCUGAUGAGCACCUGUGGGCCACUCUGCAGCGCAUGCCCUCAGUGCCAGGGUCUAACCCUCCUCACGUCAAGUACCAUGAAUCAGACAUGAACGCCAUCGCUCGCAUGGUAAAGUGGAGUUACCUGGAAGGAGAUGUGAGGAAAGGAGCCCCAUAUCCACCCUGCUCCGGUGCCUCCAGGAGAGCUGUGUGUGUCUACGGGGCUGGAGAUCUACGGUGGCUCCUACAACACCACCACCUCAUCGCUAACAAGUUUGACCCAGAGGUGGAUGAUGUAGCCGUUAGAUGUCUGGAGUCCUACCUUCGUUUCAAAGCAACAUUUUUUUUUAUUUUUUUUUUUCACCUUUAUUUAACCAGGUAGGCUAGUUGAGAACAAGUUCUCAUUUAC